AUGAAUGUGUCUGAACUUUACGAACGCACGGAUUGGGAGUUCAUAAACAUAACAACGGCUGAUAUAAACUGGACCAACAUUUCAGAUCCGGAACGGGACGCCUGGGAUCGUUGGAACUCCUUAAUCCAAGAUCAUGUGGUUGUGGUGUCGCUCCUCCUGCUGUUUUCAAUGACAACAGUGUUCGGCAACAUGCUGGUUAUAUUAGCCGUGGUGCGAGAACGUUAUUUACACACAGCUACCAAUUAUUUUAUCACGUCGCUGGCAGUGGCGGAUUGUUUAGUUGGGCUUGUGGUGAUGCCCUUCAGUGCCCUGUACGAAGUAUUGGACCAUACGUGGUUUUUCGGACCGGAUUGGUGCGAUAUAUGGCGAUCACUCGACGUAUUAUUCAGCACGGCGUCGAUUUUAAAUCUUUGCGUUAUAUCGUUAGAUCGAUACUGGGCCAUCACGGAUCCAAUCACGUAUCCCAUGAGGAUGACGCGAAUAAGGUCAGCGUUGCUCAUUGCUGCGGUGUGGAUCUGUUCAAGUGCAAUUUCCUUCCCAGCGAUUGUUUGGUGGCGAGCCGUAAGGACUGAACCGAUUCCACCAUACAAAUGCCCCUUCACCGAACACUUAGGCUAUUUAAUAUUCUCCUCGACGAUUUCCUUCUAUUUACCAUUGUUCGUGAUGGUGUUCACAUACUACCGGAUUUACAGAGCAGCAGUCGCACAAACCAGAUCGUUGAGACUCGGCACCAAGCAGGUGCUCCUUGGCUCCGGGGAACUUGAACUCACACUGCGCAUCCACCGUGGAGGUACUUGCAAAAUACCUGAAUCCAGACAUCUUUACUCCACUCAAGAAGACGAGCCUUUGACAGCAUUGCAAAAUAACGGACUGGCUCGUAUGCCGUCAGCACGUCUAGGACCACACAGCAAAAAUUUCUCGUUGAGCAGAAAACUGGCCAAGUUCGCGAAAGAGAAGAAGGCGGCGAAGACACUUGGUAUUGUAAUGGGAGUGUUUAUUGUGUGUUGGUUGCCAUUCUUCGUGGUGAACUUGCUCUCUGGAUUCUGUCUGCAAUGCAUAUGGCACGAAGAAAUUGUCCUUGCGGUAGUCACGUGGCUAGGAUGGGUCAACUCCAGCAUGAAUCCAGUGAUUUAUGCAUGUUGGAGCAGAGACUUUAGAAGGGCCUUCUUGAGGAUUCUUUGUGUGUGUUGUCCACGUCAGGUGCGACGUCGAUAUCAGCCGGCGUUCAGAAGUAAACCAAGUCAGGUUGAUGAAGGAUUUGGUGAGGUCAUGUAUAACUUUUUGAGCAUAUUUAAGGCCCAGGCGAGAGACUAAGUUAAAUGUGAGGUUACUGUUAAUAUAGGCAUGAAAAUCUCGUGGAUGAAAUGAGAUGCAACCGUCUAGAAUUUAUGAUGCAUUAAAAUUAUUCGAUAAAGUUUUAUUUCCUUUUUUGUAUAUACUA
Messenger RNA from Aethina tumida (small hive beetle), 1441 nucleotides. RefSeq names its product dopamine receptor 2-like. Gene Ontology annotation, molecular function: adrenergic receptor activity. The record is from RefSeq and is a predicted model, not a curated record. NCBI's taxonomy places the organism in Eukaryota, Metazoa, Arthropoda, Insecta, Coleoptera, Nitidulidae. Gene Ontology annotation, biological process: adenylate cyclase-activating adrenergic receptor signaling pathway. Gene Ontology annotation, cellular component: membrane. The transcript is spliced from 3 exons. The coding region runs from base 1 to 1314 and encodes 437 amino acids.